GUGGAUCAUGCACUUUACGAGGCUCACCUGAACUCACCAUGACGCUGGCAGCUAGCCUAGCAGGCUAACUUUGGCUAAUCUGAUUUACCGUCUCGGUUUAAGCGCACGGUAACUGUCAGCAGGAGGAUUAACAUAUAUCUAGUUUAACAUAUAUAUCUAGCGGUUAACGCAACAUCUCCCCGAGAACAAACAGACACUCAUUUAAAGGAAUGGCAUCGCUUGGUGAGCCCGUCCGGCUGGAAAGAGAUAUUAACCGUGCUGUUGAACUGCUUGAUAAGCUCCAGAGGACGGGGGAAGUUCCUCCCCAGAAGCUGCAGGCGCUGCAGAGGGUCCUACAGAGUGAAUUCUGUAACGCUGUCAGAGAAGUUUAUGAACAUGUGUAUGAAACAGUGGACAUCAACAGCAGUCCUGAGGUCAGAGCCAACGCCACAGCUAAGGCUACUGUGGCAGCUUUUGCAGCAAGUGAGGGACACUCGCAUCCACGUGUCGUGGAACUACCCAAGACAGAAGAGGGCCUGGGUUUCAAUAUAAUGGGUGGAAAGGAGCAAAACUCGCCUAUAUACAUCUCUCGGAUCAUCCCAGGAGGCAUCGCUGACCGACAUGGAGGCCUGAAGAGAGGCGACCAGCUUCUCUCUGUCAACGGGGUGAGCGUGGAAGGUGAGCACCACGAGAAAGCAGUGGAACUCCUCAAAGCGGCUCAGGGUACAGUGAAGCUGGUAGUAAGGUACACCCCCAAAGUCCUAGAGGAGAUGGAGUCACGCUUUGAGAAAAUGAGGUCGGCGAAGCGCCGGCAACAGAACAACUACCCCCAGUAGGAUUUUUACGUGUCGAUGCCCAGCUCCCAUGUCGCUCCUCCUCUAGCCUUCUGGCCAUAUGUUCUGGUCUCUUUCUUAUCUCCCUGCCCCAAAAAAGGCACAACACACACACAAGUUUAGUUUUACUUCCUACUCACACAUACUGUAUCUUGUGCUUCUACCCUUUUCUGUAGCAUUUUUAAUAUUCACCAUUGUUACACUGGACACUACAACUAUAGACAAACACUUUAAUGAUCAUGAUUGUCAGCGUAGGUUGUCACUCACGCGUGUGCAUUAUUUUUGAAUUGACAAUUUGAAUGCAACUCUGAGUGCUUUUGAGACCAACUACACAGUUCCUUUGACUGGAAAGGUAGUGUUUUUAAUUCUUUUUAUCACAGCCACUACCAAGUGCCUCAGGGCAAACACGUUUAUCUUAUGUACUGUGAUCACAUUUUUCUUUUUAAUGGUUUAAAGUCAAUUACUGGUAAUUAAAUGCUUGUGGCAGGAAUUACUACACGCUUUGCAUCUGUUAUUCUCAACGAUUAUUUGAUUUGAUGUAAAUACAUGGUAGACAUAUGUAAAAACCCUUUAAUCUUGCAAAAUUAAAAAAAAAAGAUGUAGUUUUAUUUUUGUUGCCGCUCUAGAGGCAUGUCCAGAGAAGGGACGUUUUUGGAAGAGUUGAUUUAAUUCGUUAAAAAGAGAUAGUUAUAUGUUGGGUAAUAAGGGAAACCACUGAAAGGACUCUUCAAAACAAAAGUGAUGGAUUAUCUAUUUUUCUCUGGGCUUACCUUUUAAGUUUUCUAACAUUAUACCACACUAUAAAAAGCUCAGCAGGUACUGUAAGUGAUUUAAUGGGGUCUCAGCAACUAUUCCUGCCACCACAGAGACUCACAUUUCUACCUUUAACAAAGUAAUAAACCUUCAUGUGCAAGGAGUUUGCUGUCAGCAUGACGUGAGUUAAAACCUGUUCAGCUUCUGAUUAAUUUGUUUUGACAUAAAUCAGGAAUGUACUAUAUGUCAUGUUUUUGCCAGGUACAGUACUUAACAAGAAGCCAGUUACUUAAUAUAUGUCUUUGAUCUUUGCUAAAAAAAACAACUCCUUGUUUGCAUCAUUCAGUGAAAAUUCAAAAUGCGGAAAAAUAAGACAUUUUUUAUAUCAAACAAUCUAUUUAGGUCUCAAUAAUGCACAAUGUGAGCUUUCAUCAUUGUUUUGAUGUAUGAAAUGGCCGAUGUUCAUGGCUGAUAGAUGGCUACUUCAUAU
Molecule: messenger RNA, 2055 nt
Organism: Sebastes umbrosus (honeycomb rockfish)
Lineage: Eukaryota; Metazoa; Chordata; Actinopteri; Perciformes; Sebastidae
Gene: lin7c
Product: lin-7 homolog C (C. elegans)
Exons: 5
Coding region: 210-815 (201 amino acids)
Biological process (GO): maintenance of epithelial cell apical/basal polarity; protein localization to basolateral plasma membrane; neurotransmitter secretion
Cellular component (GO): synapse; MPP7-DLG1-LIN7 complex; basolateral plasma membrane
Molecular function (GO): L27 domain binding
Source: RefSeq, a predicted model, not a curated record